AUGAAUACGGGUGAAGAUGAGCCAUCAUCUAGUUUAAACGGAAGAUUGAGGCCACGAAAGUCCAACAAUGCCAGUUCCCAAACGUAUAAAGUCUUGCGUAAAGCAGACGGUAAAUCUUUCGCAGAUAAACCUAAACGGACCAGCACUCCUACCAAAGUGUCGCCAAACAAAUCGGAUGAUCUCGUUAACAAGUCUGAUAACACGCCAGUUCUGCAACUUCUUUGCCCAUAUUGUGACAAAAAAUUCACAUCUAGACUGACUGCAUCCAAGCAUGCUCGACGUAUUCACAUGUCGCCUUUAAAACAAGAUUUUCUUAUUGAUUGCCUUUUCUGUAACCAUUCAGAAUCAGAAUCGAAUGAUAUCAUUCGGCACAUGGUGGAUAGUCAUCCUAAUCAGUACUUCGCUUGCCUUGAUUGUCAAACCCGUUUUUCGUCCACGUCGGAUCUGGCUGAGCACAAGCUUAAUGUUUGUGAAAAUCAAAAGCUACCAUAUCGAAGUAAACUGCGGCAGAAGUCAUCAGACAUCAAAAAGAACCAAAAAACACUUGGUGUCGAUGGAAAGGAUAAUUUUCGGAAUGAAAAAGAAUUGGACGGACAUGGCUUUAACGGCAUUGUUAUCUCUUGUGAGCUCAAACCAGCCCACGUGCAUGAUGAUGCCGACAUUGAAGAUAAUAUAACAACAAAUUUAAUUAUGCCUUCGGGCAAGGGAAUUGGUAAUAACGCAGUAAUUGAGAAGAACGCAGUUAUAGUAUUAGAUGAUAUACAGUGGAAUAAACGUAUACCAUCAAAUUUUUCAUUCCACAAUACAGAUGCUGAUCAAAUUUUAUCUAGGCUAGGUGUGGUACACAGAUCCCCCAGGACUGGAGAAUCUACUAAAAAAGAUUGGCUUAAAACUGCUGACGAUACAACACAAAAAUUUGAAAAGUGUUUUGACAAAAGUUUUUAUACAAAAGUUGCCAGUAAUGUACAAGAAAAUUUGUCAAAAUAUCUUGAUGGAUCGUUUAAUGCUAACCCUGAUCGUGAUACCACCAUAAAAACAAGAAAAGCCAAAAAUUGUGUGGCUAUUAAUACAGUAGAAGGAUUUCCAAUUCUUCUAGCUUGUGAACAGUACUCUCGAAAUUUAUUUGAUAGUUACAUGCCGCGGGCUGUUGCACCCAAACACAAAUGGAAGUGGGACAGUCCAGAAAACGAUAGGUCUAUAAUCAAUCCUGAACAAAUCAAACGUGAUUCUCAUUUAAAUAAUUGUAUAAUAACAUUGGUGUCUAGCUUAGACAUCUGGACCCAAUUAAGUAUGAGACGAAAAUUUGAAGAUAAGUUUAAUAGUUUACCUUUAGGAAAAAAGACUGAGAAACAAAAUACUAUCAGUAAGGAGUUGAAAGAAAUACUCGAAAGUAGAGAUAUACCAACAUCAUCUUCACAAGUUGCAAAAUACACCAGUAAAGCUGUCAGUUCAAGCGAAGGACUUGAUUUUCCCGCUUUAUUAGGGCUAACACCGGCAGCUCCUUCAUAUGAUUUGCAACCAGCGGUGCUAAGUGGCGAAUGGGUGAGGCCCCGUUGCUAUGUUUGCUGUGCUUGUGGUGCUCAGACGCGUGAUUCCCGAGCUUUAUCUUCUCAUAUUUCUGCACAACAUCCUAAUGCAUAUGUACAACAUUACGAAAUUGUAGGAGAACCUUUACUAAAUGCAGAUAUACUUAAACAUUUGUACUUGCCUCCAAGCCAAAAUCUUAAUAGAACUCGACCACUAAGGGGGAUUAGAGAGUGCACAAAAUGCAAGAAAUCUGUUACUCUUGAAGAAUUACACCAACAUAUGUUAGAUUGCGCGGGAGACACUCCGACUGUACGGAGAAAAUGCCGCUACCGACCCUUCGGCGUUCGCAAACGUCGUCCACGGCUUCCGGACAAUAGAAUUCGAAAAAAAAUGCGUAAAGAUAUAAGGACAGGACAAGCAAAUGACAAAAAUCAUAUGAGGUCUCGACCAAGAAUAAGAUCUGAAGUUGGCGAUGCUGAGACUAUACGCAAAAUGAUAGCUGAUCUACCAGCUAAGCGUCAUCGGGUUAUGGUCAAUCCAUUGAAUGCACUGCCACGUAAAAAACUUGAUGGAAAAAGAAAUAAAUUAAUCAUGAAGAAACUUUCCUUAGGCGAUCAAAAGAAAAGGAAUACUAGUGGAGAAUCGCCCAGUUCUGAACGCAGUAAAGCUUUUUCCAAUAUGAAGCAUAAACAAUGCGCUUUAAAUAAUGAUGAAGAGGACGAUGAAGAUGAUAAUUUACCCUUACGACCUAAAACCAAUUUCGAAAAUAAAAUCUCACGCCAGAAAAAAUCUUUAAACAAAAAAGCAAUUAUGAAUCGGUCUAAAAGAAAACCAAUUAAGGAAAUGAAGAUAAUUAUUGAAAAAUCUAAUGAUGUCGACUGCACAGAGAGUAACCAACCUGAGCAACUGUCAAUUGAUAAUACUCCGCAAAGGAUAGAUGUAAACGUAGGUCCGUGUAACGUUAGGGAACAUUCAAGCCAAGGAGGAUCUAAUAACAGAGAUGAUCAGCAACCAGGUUGUAGUCAACCGAAUGGAAAUUUAAGUAAUUCUACUGCCCCAACUCAAAAUGUUCCUCUUAAACAUUCAAUUGCUCGUUUGACCGCUGAUUCUGAGACUCAUGAUAAAUCGGUACAAUUUCAUCGUCUUUUUCUUGUUCAACAAGAAUGCAAUAAUAUAGACCAACAUUUACCUUCAGACCGUCGUAUGCUUUUUGAAAACGAAGCAGUAGUUACUAAGCUUGACAAACCGCCUUUACACUUCAAUCAAAAAAAUAUAUUAGAGCAUGAAAAUCCUCGAAGGAACAAAUUAGGUAAGCCUCGUAAAGGAUUGAAUGAUUGCAUAGCAAUGUUAAAAAAUAAGUUAACGCCAGCAAAUCACGGUGACGUACCUGGACAUGUUUCUGUUCAAUGUGGCAGUGAUGACCCGAUUGAGCCAGAACCAAUAAUAAUGGAGAAAAAGUCAACCAUAAUAGAUCCAAAUCCUAACAUUGUAAAGAAAUCUACCGAUUCCGUAAUAUUGUCACAAGUUCCGAUACAGAGCAAUGCAUUAGAACAAGUAAAUGUUGAACAAUUAAAAUCUAAUGAAUCUGAUUGCGAUGUAACAUCUCGAGACAUUAUUACUACAAGUGAUGAAAAUAACGAUGAAUUAAUAUUUAGUAAAAGCACUCUGGAGUCGGAACAAACAAAUCAAGAUAAAGACAUAGAGAUAAACGAACAAGACGAUACAGUUUCGAUAUGUGCAUCGACUACACAGAUUCAUAUGCGACUAGAAAAUGAAAGUGCACAUAAUUUUGUACCUUUAGCACCACCAAGAAAUACAGUUAUUAGAAAAUCUCCAAAAAUAUCAGUUAAUUCUGCUGCUUACGAAGAUGAACCAAAAAUCAAGUAUAAAGAUUCUGCUGCUGAGGCAACGGACAGUAUUAAGAAAAAUUGUAAGACACAAAUUGUGAAUGAUGUCAAUUUACUGAGGGAAUCAUCACCAAAAGUAUCGCCAGACGUUUCCUUCGAAUGUAGUAAUACACAACCACGACCAAUGAACGCUCAAGUUCAAAAUGAUUUAACCACCAAUAAUAAUUUACUUGGAUUGACUUCUUUAAAUACUUAUUCCUCGGAUUUAAAUUCUCAUGUGAAGCCAAAUAACCAGGAAAAUGAAUGUUUUUCAUCGAAAGAAGUAAAUAUACAACAAAAUCAUAAUAUAUCUUGUAAAAUUAGUCUGGAAUAUUCUCCUACUGACUUUCAAGAUAUUCCAAUCGCAAUUCCUCCUGCUCAUGCAAGUACGAAUGUAGAGUCAAUUUUAUCGACACCCUUAGAUUUAUCUGGAAAAAAUAAUCAUAUGGAUGAUUCAGAAAAUCCUUCUAAUGAGGAAGUUUCUUUUAUUUUAAAUGCUUACGAAAGUUAUGAGACAUUAGAUCUAUCUAACAAAAAUGUAUGUGUUGCUGAAUCCCUUAAAGGCAAUGUUAUUUCGGAGAUGGAUCCGCCUACGGAUGUUAUUGUAGACUUAAGCAUUAAACCAACACCCCAAUAUUCUCAAGCAAUUCCCGCAAAUUUGUGUACAAAACGUGCAAUUAUUAAUGCCACUCCAUCACCAUCAGAUUUAUCAUAUGAAAAUGUUCCUACAGAUUUAUCGGUUAAGAAAGUCGGAAGAACUACUUCCGUUGACUUAAUUCAAAAGCGAUCUGAAACUAAUUUUGUUCAUGAUUUAUCUAAUCAUAAAUCGAAGCAAAGGGAAGCAUUUCAAGAUUGUUUCGCUGAAACUGAAUUUGACAAUAAUGAUAUGCCGACUGAUUUAUCCGGUAAAACUUUAAAUGACAAAUCUUCAGUAAUAGACGUUUCUUCACGGGAAACUGAAUCGAAAACAAAAAGUAGAGAAACUAAAGGUGUUGCUCAAAUUGGACUAACACAAAAAUCUACUCAGAUUAUUAGAAAUGCUCGUGAAAAUAUUGCAACGGAACGUAUAAUAGAUGUUACUCCACCUCUUACUGAGAAUAUUUGCGAAGUUAAUGAUAUAAAAAUACUAGAAAAUCGUGCUACACAUUGUUUACCAUUAAUGAGUGAUAACGAUUCUAUUAGCCCUUUAAAACGGCAUUUUCAAAUGACCCCAAAUACGUAUAACACUUCGGACUCCAAACACGUAACUAUUAUAGAGGAAACAGACAACGGUGACAGCAUAAUUGCCACUGAAACAGUGUCAAAUAAGUCUUUGGUUGAUAAAGUUGUGGUAACACAAGAAAAGUUAUUUAGCGAAAUUGAAAGACCUAUUUUAAGUGUUGCAGGUUGUACUAUCGGUAACACAGUACCUCUCUAUACUUUGAUAAAUCGAAACAUCGCUACACACCUGGAAAGUACUACCCCAGUGUAUACAUUGGCCAAUGCUUGCAUAUCUGUGACUAAAAUUGAUACUUCUAGUUCAGCAACUUUGACAAAGGCUUUGUUAAGCAUUCCUGGAACGGCAUUAGCUAGUACAAAGCCUGUUUACACUCUAGCAGGUACUACAGUUGAUGCAUCAGUUAAUUACGGUAGUGUUUCCUUUCCUAAUCAGAUCAAUAGCGGAAGCCCUAAUAUAAAUGAACAUUCACAUAAUAUCCCAGAUAAUGAGUCAUCUGUCAAUGAAACAUCCGAGAUGAGAGGUUUUGAGAGUAAUUCUACUCAAUCCAGUAACAUAUUAAAAGAAACUUAUGAUCUUACUAAAGAAGAAAUAAUUGAUUGUGAUUUGGAAGAGGACACUGAAACAGCAAGGAAAAUUGCAAUGUUGCCCAGAGAAUUAGUAGAAAUUUUAGGUACCAUGCCAGUUGACCAUAGAAAUCAAUUAUUAAACGUUCUACCGCACUAUGUAUCAACUUCAGCUUCCCUUGCAGCAUCGGAUACACAAUCGCAUUUAAAAAACAGUUCAAGAUCAGAAUCCGUAGGAUCACCGUCACCAUUGAUGCAAGACAACUUAACAAUAGAGCAAAACUAUAAUAAAGAAACACCAAUAAAGAAAAACAAUGACCCAGUUCCAGCAAAUUUACAGGAACUAAAGAAUAUUCCUGUUAGCAUGGUUGGGUCAACAUCAGCUUCUCCAAACGUUUUACCCGUAUCUACUCCACAGUCUGUUAUUCUUAAAACUCCUACAUUUGGAGACGAACAUAAAAUAAGAAAAUCUCAUAAUGAAUAUUCACCUUUGAGCACUACAGCAACGAAUCGUGUUGUAAACCAUCGGCCAAAAUUAAUUCCAUCAGAAGUAAUUCAGAAUGCUAUCAUAGACUUAACGGACGAUGAAAAUGGGCUUCAAGUUCAAGAUGACGUGCAGAUUAUUGAAGAUGAUUUAAGUGAAGUAAGUAAAGAAUUAAAUCUAAAUUUAGACGGUAACUCAAAGUCACCUAAACAAAAGGGUAUAAGCGAUCAAACUGCAAGCUUAAGGGCAGUGCGUAUUAAAACCCCGUCUGAACGAAAUAAACAAACGGUCCCAGAAAACCCUUUGGAAACGCAAAAUUAUUAUAAUACUUCCAUUACUGAUCUUUCUGAUCAAUGUGAGGAUAGCAAUAACGACAAAAAUAUUGACAUGAGGAAACAUGGUAAUGAAGCCGAGAAUAAAUCAUCAAUAACAAAUACACCACUGAAAAUUAGUGUGAGUGAAAUGAGAACAUUUGAUCCAAAUCAAACACGUGCUUCUGUGUUUGCUACGGAAAAAGUUCAGGCUGCUAAUUACCAAGAAGUUCUAAUUGAGAGUACGUCAUCAAAAUCUACAAUUAUUAUGUCGCCAAAUGCAACUGAAAAGAAAUUUAACAAAUAUCAAGACAAAAUAAUUGAUGAAAGAUAUGAUAUAAUUAAAAUGAACAGAGAGCCUAAUGAUCCAUCUGCGAAUCUAUUCCAGAAUGCAGGUGAUAAAGAAGUGAUUAAUUUAGAUAUCAACGACAUAAAUGAAUCUCGCACUUGUCAUGUUUCUGAAGCUACACCACUUGCCAAAUCCCGACUCUGUGUGGACCAUCGUCAUUCACUCACACGAAAGUUUAAGGAAAAUAGUGAUGAGGAUUCUGAUGAUGAUGAUGUGUCUUUGGCAGUUAUAGUAAAACAAAAGCAGCGUGAUCAAUCAAAAUUAUCAUCUGUUUGUGAUAAAUCUACGCGUACACCAAUUGAUCCCACUACUGACAGUAAGAAUAGAAAAAAAGAAAAAAGAAACAGAAAGUCUGAUCCAAAAAAUAAUGACAACGAAAUGUUACUAAAAACAAACAUGGAAAAUACGUCAAAUAAUUCAGAUGAAUUGAUCACAAAUUGUGUAGAAAUCGAUGGUACGACGCUUCGUAAAAACUGUUUGAAUUUAGGUUCCGAUGAAAAUGGUAAGUUACAGAUUGAAGUUACGGACAAUAUACAUAAAAGAAAAACAAGAAAAGGACGACUUGAGAUUUCAGUUACGAAAUCAGAGUUAACAGAUAAGUCCUCUAAAAACAAAUCAAAUUCAUCAGAUGGAAUUGACGUUAUACCAGAAAACAAUAAAACUUCUAAAAACAGGAAUAGUAAAAUAAAAAACGUUGAAGUAAUUAUUAAAUCUAAAACUUCUCAAACGUUUCUUUCUAAAAAUAUGGAUAGUGAUAGUAAUGAAAUUGUUGUAAAUAAUGGCGUUCAUAAUAAAUGUAGUUUUGAUAACCUUACAGACACUUUUGAAAUAAAGGAUGACUUAAAACGAUGUCAAACAACAAAAACAGUCGAAGAACACCAAUCGCCUAGUGUUAUUUAUGACUGUAUAAAUUCAAACGAAAACACGACCAAAGAAAAUUUACAAAAAACAAAUCGAAGUUUAGUUAAAGAAAUAACUCACAAACAACAGAAAGACAUUGAUAGUAAAGCAUCGUUUGUUGCUCAUGAGUGCUGUCAAAUUAAUCUUUUAAUACAACCUAGAAUAAUUGAGUCAGUCGAAUCAAUGAAUUCAGAAUCGGAUCCUUCAUCGGUUAGUACAAAUAAUGAUAAUAGUUGUCUUGAUGACCAUCAUCAUGAUGCAAGUUAUAAUGAAAUAACCGACAUAGAUCUAACAAAGAAGAAAGCGGUACGUAUGAAAAAACAUAAAAAUAUUGAUGCUACAGGACCAAUUAUGUCACAAAGAGUAUUGGUUGAAAAUGAAGAAAGUAUUACAACCCCUUUGCGACGAAGUCGCCGUGGUAAAUCAUUAUUUGUGGAAAGUAAUUUUGCAGAUACUAAAACUUCAAACCAAAGUUGUACUUCCGCUGAACUAAAAACUCCGCUUACUAAAAAACAGCUUAUUUUUUCGAAACUGCUAUUAGAUGAAGAUAAUCUUACGAAACCUAUCACGUUGACAGAAAAAGAACCAAUUGUAAUUAUUAAAAAUGUUAAGAUAAAUUCCCAUGUAACGUCUUCAGUUUUCCAUGGAAAUAAUAAUGAUAAAAAAUCACAAGAUUCUAUUAGUAAUGAAUCGAAACACAGUAAAGCUUCUAAAAGAAAAAAAUCUCCACAGAUAAAACGAAAAACGAAAAAAAUUAAAACAACAGAUAAUCUACGCGUUGAAAAUAUAUGUUUAUCGCCUGUAACAAAAAACAAUGAAACUGAAAUCAAUAGUAAACCAGAAAAAAAUAAUCAUGAUAUGGAGGAUAAUCAACUUAAAUCAACAAAUGAGACGUGUAUAGAAAAUACUCAAAUACUGACUGUACUAAAUCAAGAUUGUAUAGUUCUCAAGCAGAACGUAAAAAAAGUGGAAUGUGACAACAAUGAUGCGGUUAAUACAAGUUCAUGUAAUAACCAAGAUCUCAGUCAUGUUGGACACCUCAAUAGUAAUACCAAAACAAAUUUUACCCAAAAACGGAAAAUUUGCUGUACACUAACUAGUGCCGACAUCAUUCCCACAUCUAAAAAAUCUAAAUUCAAUAAUGAACUUGAAAGCGUAUCGAAAUCUAGUGAAAAAAAGGACAAACAGGACAAUGGUGAAGAAAAUUUAAGAAGAAGUAGAGCCAGGAACCCAGUAACAGAAUUACGUAAUAAAACAUGUUAUAACUCGCAUAUUGCCGCUAGGCGAACCCGAUCAAAAUCGGUUGUUGUUAAAUCAAGUACAUCAUUAUAUGAUCCUUAUGAUAUAGACUUAGAAGAGAUGAUUGAUAAGACUGAACCUUUUGGAAGAAGAUUAACGUCUUCGGAAAAAGUUUUUAAUAAUUUAGGAUUCCUCAGAGAUCACGAUUUCAAAAAGAGAAAUAAAAGUGAGACUUCAGUUGGAGUUAACACAGAGCCAAUUAGUAAUGGAGAUAAUAUAGAACCAGUUCAAAUUCAAAAUAAAACCGAUGACAAAUUCAAAGGAAAUAUGAGCGAUUCAGAUGAUUCUACUAAAAGUGAUAUACCCUUGCAAAAAUACGUAGAAGAAAAAGAAAAAAAGAAUUUAGAGUCAAAUUUUAAUGAUAAAAUUCCAGAAGCAGGAUCUGCUAGCGGGAACAAUGAAGCAAUAAUCUGUGAAAAGGAUAUCGAUUCAAAAGAUACAAAAAAGAACGAUGGAAUGGGCAGUACAGAGCAAGAGUCUGAACAACAUUUAAGGUCAGAACAGUUUAUGGAAAGUUUCGGUUUCUUUUCUGAAAGAAAACCUAGAAAAUCAAAUUUACUGGCUACGAAAAAAAUUUCUGAAACAUUCCACAUAAUAGCAAAUGAAUCUGAUGACGUGAACUUAGACUCUAAAGAGGGAACAAAUAAAAAGGCAGCAGAAACUGAAUCCAAAACUUCAAAUGAAGAUGAAAGUAGUAGAGAUUCAUCACAGUCUCCAACAAAAAAAGGUACAAAACGAGGUCGUAAAAAGACGAUUUGCAUGAAACCCAUUCCAAGACAUUGUCUUAUUUGCAAAAAAGAAUUUAGACGUCCCGAUAAUUAUCUGAGGCAUCAAAUGACGUUACUUCAUAUUUCUAAGUUAUCAGAAAUUGAAAUGAAAGUAGAAACAACGCCUGUUUACGAAGAGCCUAAUUACCUUAUAGCAUAUAAGCAGCAAUUGGAUCGCCUGCGACACUUAACUGAAAAAAUGGCAAAACGUAAGAAUAGCUCUAAGUCAACGUCCAAAAUUACUUUGCCAACUUUAGAUGAAAUUCUGGCCGACGUUAAUAGAACUGUUAGAGAACAGCAAUUAUCGCGCCGAAAUCUUAGCCGAGAUGAAGCUCUAUUUCUAGAUUGUUGUGAACUCUUAAAAGAGUCUCAUAAACCUGAGAUACCAAACACCGAUCAAGUUACUAUAACAAGUGAUGUAAAUAACGUUUUAACAUCACAGGUUACUGUUAAUGAGAUUAGUGGUUUAGAAAAAAGCGAUGAAAAGUAUGACACCAGAAGCGAUGGUGAUGUAGAUUCAAUUACAGCCAAAAAUAUUUUGGAAAGUGAAGAAGUACGAAAUUUGGAAAAUGAUUUAAUCUCAGGCUUAAAAGAAGCUGCAGCGAACUCUCUCACGCAAGCUGGGAAUAGUCUCGGGUAUCAACCUACUAUAAGUGAAGUUAAUCCAGAUCAAAAUAUAAAAACAAAUGACAUCUCAAAUCUAUCUGUUACCGUAUCAAGUCAUAAAUCUGUAAAAUGUUGUGAACAACCUGUGGAUGAGCUCACUACUUCCAAAACUAAGAAAAAUAAUGACGUUAAGGAUAAAAUGUAUCCAGAUGUGAUCGAUACAAUAGAUAUGUUUGAAGAUAAAUUUGACAAAAUUAAAAGAAAAUGCAGGUCUCAAGCUGCAGCCGCUAAACACGUUCAGCCUGUAGUGGAGUCAAGUUCAAGCCCCAAGGGACGCAAAAAAUCAGAGAAGAAAAAAGGUAAAAGAAGUUCCAAGAAAAACUAUCAAAAUGCAUUACUUACCAAGGGGGCACUAAAAGGAUUUGACGGUAUUAAAGUAUCUAUUCCGACAUCUGAUAUUAAUAUGGCAGCGAUUGUCCCGUCUAUUGAAGGCUCUUCAAAGACAAAGAAGAAAAGCAAUCCCAAGAAGAAAACAGAUAAAAUAGAUGUUGAAAUAAACAAUAAAAGCAGUACGGAUCAUAAACCCAAAACUACCCCCCAGAAGGUUGACGUUUACGAAUUUAUGGAUAAUGAAGAUGCUGAGUUGUUUGAAUUUAGACCAUCAACUGUAAUGGAAAGAUUUAAAACUAUAAACAGUCGGGAUGCACCAAGCACUUCUAAAUUUAUCCCACAUGCUGAAAAAGAUGAUUUCUCGAGUGAGAGUGGCUCUGACGGCGAUGAUUUUGUUUACGACGAUUACGUAUGUAGUGAUGAUGAGACUGAAAAUAGCUUGAUGUCGUGUGAAUUAGGAAAUGGAAAAGUAGCAACUGAAUCUAAAAAACCUGCUUCAUCACUAAAGCGUAAAGAUGCUGUUGAAAAAAAUGCUGUCAUGGGUAAAAUAUUUAAAUAUAAUGCUGUUCGUACGGAGAAAAAAAGUAGCAAAACUAAGGAACUAGUUAAAGCAAAAGCUAAUCUCGAUCAAUUGUUUGACAGUUUACUUGAAGAUGAGCCCGGCCCUUCUUCGUCAAAUAAUUCGUCAUAUAAAAAAGAAGAAAGUAUAUCCCCAAAGAUAAAUGAAUCUGUGUCUUUACGAAAGUGCAAUGCAACAACUUUUAAACAAGACUCGAGAAAAUCUCACAGUUCUAAGUCUUUAAGUAAAAAUGACUCUCUAUUUAGUACUAAAAGACGCGAUAGCCCCUCAGAACAUAUCAAUUCCGAUAGUAAACCGUCGACGUCUAAGAAAAACAAUUUAACUGCGGCUGGAGAUUAUUACCGAUCAUCCCCAAAAAAACAUGUUUCCAGCAAGCAUAAUGCUACGACAUCAAUGGAAUGUGAACCGUCAACGUCCAAAAAAAGUGACGAAGGGCGUCAUUCAUCAAAAAGAAUCAUAACUUCUUCAUCUAAAGACUAUCCAAAUUCUACGCAGAAGAGAUUUGAAAAUUCGUCGCCUAAAAAGUAUGACAGUGAUUCUCCAACUUAUUGCGAUAUUUCUUUACCAAGUUGUUCAAAGGAUAUAUUUAGAGAAAAAUCUCCAUCACGACAAUUAGAAAAAGGCAUAUACACCAAUUUUGACUAUACGGUGGACACUUUGGACGACGCAAUAUCCGAUGAUGCUGGAGUAGCUCGACAAAGAGCUCGUAGAAAAUGCACUGUUGGCAAGCAAAAUGUUCUAGCCGAGACUUGGAGUUCAGAAUCAGAACCCGACGGUGUUCCGCCGCGGCCUAAUAGCGCUGAGUCUGUUGUAUCUGUGGUCGGGCGCAAAAAAAGGGGUAAGAAAAAAGAAGGGCAGCCAUGCGGAGUGCGCAGGGGAGUGAGCCGUCAGAUGCCCAUUAAGAGGCAGGAUGUCGAAAGUAGGGUAGCUCUAUUCAAUCGCAGCGCCUCAAGUGCAAGCGGCAGUAGUGGUAGUAGUGGAUAUAGUCGAGCUAGCAGUAGCGCUACAUCCGCAGGUACGCCCUCCACGUCAACUGGUGGUGUGACUUCAACCAGUUCUCACGUGCCAUUGGGGCCACCUGGUCCCAAAGUCCGCCCCCGCUCCUCUUCUUAUUACUGUUUAUCGGAGGGAGACGAAGAGCAGGAACAUAUCCAGCAGCACGGCUGGAUCGUAGGCGACAGCCAUAAAAAAUUAGUAACCAUGUUAGCGCACGCCAAGAGACGAAAGCGUAACAAUGAUGAAAAACGUCAUGUGGUCGAGUAA
Messenger RNA from Parnassius mnemosyne (clouded apollo), 12144 nucleotides. The record is from the annotation of a GenBank genome assembly. NCBI's taxonomy places the organism in Eukaryota, Metazoa, Arthropoda, Insecta, Lepidoptera, Papilionidae.